This is a messenger RNA of Linum trigynum, 627 nucleotides long. Lineage: Eukaryota; Viridiplantae; Streptophyta; Magnoliopsida; Malpighiales; Linaceae. The record is from the annotation of a GenBank genome assembly.
AUCACAAUUACACUCGAGAAACUAACCACAGCCCUCGAUCAGCAUGGACAAAGGGAAGGAAACCAAGAAAGCGACGACGAACGACCACCAGCAGGAGCUGAAGUUCCGCGGCGUCCGGCGGCGGCCGUGGGGGAAGUACGCGGCGGAGAUACGGGACCCGGCGAGGCAAGGUGCGAGGCUGUGGCUGGGGACGUACGACACGGCGGUGGAGGCGGCUCGUGCCUACGACCGGGCCGCGUUCCACAUGAGGGGACACCUCGCCAUCCUCAACUUCCCCAACGAGUAUUACUGGCAGGCCAUGGGGACCACCACGUACUCUCACCAACCGCCUCCUUCCACGUGGGAUGGAGCUGGCUCGUCAGCGUCCACUGCGGCGGCGAUGGGCAACGGCGGCGGAGGAGGGGAAGAGAAUAAGGAGGUGUUUGAGUUCGAGUACCUGGACGACAGCGUGUUGGAGGAGCUACUAGACGGUUCGUCUGAAGAUGAGACAAAACAUAGAUAUUAUAGGACUAAUAACUGAGGACGAUGAACUAAUGGGUUCCUACAACUAUGGUCUACUUUACUUGUGUUUUUGUUGCUUAUCCCGGAUUUUGCUUACUGUACAGUGAAUAAGACGCAAAACAAGUG